AAAUCGAGGCCGCGACGUCUGCCUGGAGCAGGCUACAUACAAACUCUCGACUUCUCCUCUUUUGCUUCCUUCUCCAAGCCAUCGCAUCGCUUUCGCCGUCGUUUUCUCCAUCGCAUCAUUGUCGCUAUGGCCGAGAAGCGUCGAGACUCUAUCGCCGACGAUUGGCUGGAGGUCGAGAGCGCUGCCUCCGUCUUGUCGCUUCCGGAUGACGAUGACCAUGAACUGUACCACCACUCGCGACCAACAUCUCCUCUCCUCCCCCCGCAAGCGCAUCAUUCCCCAGGGUCUUCUUAUACGCCCCAAGUCCAGCUAGCUGUCGAGAAACCCACUCCUGAGAGCCCGCGCCAGUCACCAGAACGAUCGCCGACGCCCCACAAUGAAGCUACCGAAGCCAAACCGUCGGCUUCAAUUGAAGAGACGUCCCUGGAUGACGACACCUUCUCUGCAAACCCCAUCGACUGCCACAAAUCUUGUUGCACAGCGAUAACGUCGCUCGACGAUGUCGCAAAGCUUGCGCGCGAACUUGCAGGCACUCGAGUUUCAACUCUAUCGCUCCUACAAUCCACAUGCAAGGGUAUCUUGACACAGGCGAAGGACCUAGAGACCAUGCUAGGUGCUUAUGCCAAGCACUGGGUCGCCCAAGGCUCCAACGUCGACGCCGACGACAUGCCUCUCAGCGCAAGUGUCUGGGACUGGAUUUCCAACCUCAGAGAUGAGCUCCUCCGUGCUCAAGGCGAAAUGCUGCACCUCAAGUCCAAGCCCACAGAAGAGACGACAGACUCGACAGACAGCAUCCUCCCAACCACCUUAGAGGCGAAGGACAUCCCUCUCAGUACCAACAUGGCGCUGGCUUCUUGUCUAGAAAAAUUAGAGGACAUGCAAAACACACUUGCAGACUUCUUGCCGAUUUUCAAAGUUGACUUUGACGAAUUCCGUACUAAAUGGAUGAAUUUCCCGCUCAAGGAAACCGACAAGGAACUUCAGCCGCCUCAGUCACCCAGAUCGUCUCGACGACAACCGCCCCAUCCUGCUGUUUGUCGCAUCCGCCGAGCUCUGUACGACUUGAAGGACCACAUCCAGAUGAUUGUCGUGUUUCUCUCCAAACUCUGCCAUUCACACCCAACACCAGGCAUCAUUGACCCUACAGUCACGCGGUCACUGGUAGAUCUUUCCGAGGCCAUCACCACAAUUCUCACAAACCAUGGCUCAGAAUGGAUCGAGUCAGAUACGAGGUCGACUCCCCAGGGACUCAUCUCAUACACACAGUUCCUGGAACUGGAUCCAGACGUUCUCCACGAUAUCAACGGUCAUCUGGACAAUUUUAAAGAGGAGCUUGAUAUUGACAAGAGCGAACGGGUCGCAUCCUUGUAUACCCCCGAGAUGAUCCACAACCACCAGGUCUUCCUCCUGCUUGAGGGUGGACAGCUCAACGAGCUGCGGGGCGUGAUCGAGCUUCUGUGGUCCAUCUUGAUCAAGGAUACCCAGACUGACGGAAAUUGGAUUUGA
This is a messenger RNA of Fusarium falciforme, 1506 nucleotides long. RefSeq lists its product as hypothetical. Lineage: Eukaryota; Fungi; Ascomycota; Sordariomycetes; Hypocreales; Nectriaceae. Bases 127 to 1506 code for a protein of 459 amino acids. The transcript is spliced from 2 exons. The record is from RefSeq and is a predicted model, not a curated record.